GGAAUGUGGAGGCGGUGUGGGGGGGGGGUAGCGUAGAGCGGCGGCUGUGGCGGCGGCUUCUGGGGGUAGCCUCGCCGCUGCACUCCACGCGGCGGCGGUGGUGUUUGUUGUUGUUGUUGCCGUCACCAGUGCCCGACGUUAGUUUUACACGCCCGUGUCACUUUGCCGUCGUUUUAUUGCCUUCGACAACUUUUUACAGCUGUUUUGAGGGCGGUCAGAGGCUGCGCGAUGAUGCACACACGCGGUGCCGGGUUCAUCUAAAAACCACGUGAAGAGUACAUUUCCAUUAAACAAACAAUGGACAUAGCAUAGUUCUAAUUGACCCGCAGAGCGAUGGAUUGUAUCCUUUCAUGAAAAUGGACCACGACGAUGGGGGAAAUGAGGGAACAGACUUGGACGCCAGCGAAAAAGCCUACGAUGAAACCCACAAGCCUCUGGAAGACAUGGACGAGGAUGGCGUUAUUAUGGUGGAAGGGAGCCGAUACUGUGUCGAAGCUUGUGGAAACGUUCUACUUAGCCACAUCGCAGAGACUGUGGAUAAGGUGCAUCCUCCUCGCAAGCCUGGCUUAGGUGACGUUGUUUCGCAGGCUCCCUUGGAUGUCCUAGACAUAGAGGAGACGAGCUAUCCUACGACCGAUUCUCAGGAUGCUGCAGCUCUGUCGGCAGAAGGGACGACGGCCGAUGAAGCACACGAUGACCUCAGCUUUCACGUGAGCGAACUAUUGGAUUCGGAUGCAUUGCCGGGGUCGUUGGAAAAGCAGCAAAGUUUCGAAGUGGCCGAUGAAGAUGUGAGCUACCGCAUCAGCGAGCUGCUGGACUCUGAUCCAGUGGCUAUUUCUGUGUCUCUUGCGGAAGACGCCACCCUCAACAUCAGCAACGAUGAUACCUUCCAAAGUGAAAACUCACCAGAGCUCGCCAAAGAUAUUUCGCCCAGGAGGAUGUGGAGGGUAUCCCCAGAGCAAGGCAUCAUGGCAAGCACAAGCGGCCCUGCCAGAGAUGUGGGGAGUGGACAGCACAGAGCUUCACUUCAUGAAGAAUUGGGAAUGGAGUCUGCGGAUGAUUAUGACGAUGAGAUUGAAGAAGGCGGAAGGACGAGCGAGGAGGAAUCGGACCUGCCAUAUGACGGAGACCUGGACGAGGGUUCGGAUUUGAACCCCAACAGUGCGAGUAAUACGUCGGGUACAGGGCAGUCCUGCGCUCAUUUUUCCGAGCUGCAUGAGAAAGGAGCGUUGUCUCUAAGUGGAAGGGAACAGUCCACUUGCCUAAUAAACCUGGCACUUGAAAAUGAUACAGGGGACCGUGAGGGACUCAACGCUCAAUCAUUGUCACGCGAUAUCAAUGCAGGGCUGCGUUAUUCACUUGCUGAUGAGAUGGGAACACGGCAUGCUUUAGUAAUCGAAGAGGAGCACUUGUUACGUUCAAAUGAUGAUGUUGUUGGACCCAGCAGUAAUUUUUAUUUCUCACAAAUACGAGCUGAAGUGUUUCUCACAGAACCACACGAUGGAAAGUAUUUAUCAGAUACAGUCGACACAAUUGAACACUCUUCAGAGGCACGUGGCAAUACUUGCAAUUUAGAAGAUGAAAUUGUCUGUGUUGGUUCAGCCAAUGAACCACAAAACACUGUUCACUCAGACCAGGAAAUGCAAUACAAAGCCCAUGAACAUGUACUUAUUACGGCACAAGCGCAACAUGCACAGUCUACCUUUCAACAGCAGCCUUGUGAUAUGUUACACAGAGAACAAGAAGUUAAGUUGGAAAUAUGUAAUGAUGUAAUUGAGCCCACAGCCCAAAAUUCAAAGGCUGCCAUUGAACAAGUCAGUCACCCAUUUGCUGAGGAUGAACUCAGUUCCAGAUAUUACAUUGAAGCAGAAACUAUGCCCGAAAUUUCCUUCACAGAGAGCGUGGAUGCUGUCGCAGCAGCUAAACAAGCUGAUUUUUUAAUCAAAGAUGAAUUCUAUAGAAGCCAUAAAGAGGGCAGCAUGCAAAUUAUACCUGAACAUGACCAAUGGCUCCCCAGCGCUGACAAAGAUGCACAGACCUCUUUAAUUAUUGACCGUGAAAGUGUUGAGAUGGGUACAAAUGUAAACGGCAUGGGCGUGUGUAAUUCCGCAGACCCUUACAGUCAGAUAUCUUGCAUUAAGAAGCAAACGCUAUCAGUAUUAAAAUCAGACAAUUGUGCAGCUAAUGCACCAUCUGAUAGGUCAAUAUUGCUGGAUGAUAACCAGAAACAGAGGAGAGGACAAGUUCAUUACCCGCUGCCAAACUUGUCAAUGGUUGAGCCAAAAAUUAGGUCGCAGAAGAAGGCGAAGACCAAAGUAGAUCGAUCACCGUCUUCCACAAAGGCCAGUGUCAAGUUGGCCAGGUCUGUAUCGCACAAGCCCUUGGUUGCAACCGUACGGGAGGUCCUCAACAGCACAGAGCUUCCAUUGGUGUCGUGUAAGACGCGCUGCGUUACACCCGAACCUCAGGAAGGGACCCCCGCAAUGGACAGCGACAACCGAAGCCCAAACUCUAAAACAAGCGCAGAUAUGGUGCGGCAGCUGCAGGAGGACUAUGAUAAGCUACUGACGAAGUACGCCGAGGCCGAAAAUACUAUCGACCACCUCCGGCUCGGUGCCAAGGUGUCACUGUUUGCCGAUGCACCAAAACCUGCCAGCAGUGCCAUUCAUGUGGGAACCUUGAACACCCCAAGCCGGCCUGUAACCCUCACCAUCCCAAAACCGCAGCAGGCGUGGCUCAUUCAGCCAGGUCCAGGAAGUCAAGACCAUCCAGAUGGUGACUCAGGUGGUGCAGGGUGUUCCAUGCAUGAAGAGGAGGCAACCCCAGGGAUGUGCCUGACACGGGAGCUGGCCAGCCAAGCAUUAUGUUUCAGGGACAAGGUCAAUGAAUUUCAGGAGCUUUUAAACUCGGGAAAACUGUCAUUGGAAAAUCAGCAGGAGGCCUUUGAACAGCUGAGGAGGGACCAGGAUGGCCUCGAGCGGCAGUACAUGGCUCGGAAGGAGGAACACCGAGCCCUGCAAUUACAGACCCAUCGCUGUGGAACGGCCUCCGCCGGACACUUUGAUCCACACCGCGAGGUGGAAGGUGCGAUUUUUCAGCUGGGGAUGAGCCUGGAGGAGAUCAAGGAGCAGAUGGACGAGAGUCGAUGCAGGCCGUCGUCUCCCGACACAGCGCCGGCCUCCACGUCACUGUCGGCCACCGCUGUAAAGAUGCAGCGUGUCACCAGCAGCCACUCUGAGAGUCCAUUGUCCGUGGUUAUCCACCAACGCAUCACCUUGGACCUCGUGGAAGGGAGUGAGACCGACAAUGAGGUGGGGAGGGAGAGCAUGGAGGAGAGAAUGGGAGAUCAAGAGCGCAGCAGAAGCGAGACACACACCGAGCCCGGGGAGAGUGAUAAAGGAGGAGAUACGAUGGAGGAGGAUAGGGGAUCGGCCCACGGUGGAGACUCGUCAGGGCUGAGCUCACAGAGUUACCACCGCGGCUCCCAAGCAACGGGCGGGGCAGGGCCGCGCCAACAUCGCAGCGUUGCAGCACCAGCGGGAAGGCAGCGCCGUGAACGGGCGCAGCACCCCGACGUCUGGGCUCAAGGCAAAACGGACGACCGAUCGCAGAGGUCCACGGCCAACGCGAAGGAAGAUUCCAAAAGCAAUACGUGUCGGAGUCGAGACAUGGAUGGACGGGAGGAGGAUGAGUUGUUUGGAGGCCCGGGAAGGAGGGCGCCGACACCUCAACCGCACUCGCCUCUCCAGCCAAGUCAGCAGCCUCCUCUUCCUCUCAAUGUGAUGUUUAAUUCUGUGGAGCCACCUUCUCUGUUUGCUGAGCACAGACACCAAAGAGACAUGCAGUCUAAAGAGCAUCCGAAUCAAAAGACUACAGAAGCUGGAGAAAUAUCCCGGCACGUAAGCCAUAUCAGUCUUGCCAGCAGUGGAAUCUCUUUGCAAGGGAGCUUCGAUAAUUUCCAGCGACACAGACAUUCCAUCAAAGAGGAGCGCGUGAUUUCUCCCGAGACAGACAGCGGUUUCGUUGGCUCAGAGAACGGGAGGAUAACUGGCAGGGCCUCGAGUCUGGCUGAGAGUCUGCGUCUCACUGCAAGGAGCAGCAGCUCCCACCCGUCUCUGCCCGAGGAGUGUGAGAGCGACGCCCCAGCUGUUGCACCGGUGUCGGCGGAGCCUGCGCGGCAACGCGGGGUCUGGUCCGACGCAGAGGCCAGCGAGGCGGUGGGAGCGCACGGACUGCGCGUGGCGUGCAGACCCAGCGCGUCCUCAAGCCGGUGGAACGCGAGCGCAGCGAGCGACUGGGACUCGCGAGGCUGCCAGGGUAGAGAUAGAUUGGACGAUUUGGAGCGUGAAGACGUCUGCAGUCUGGAUGGAUUUCCCUGUCGUCCACUGAAGAAAGCAGAAUUGGGCGGCCUUGACGGAGAACAUCCCAGGGGGAACGCAGCGUGGAGCCGGGCGGUUAAUGGGCUGCAGAGCGAGGAUGGCGACCCACCGUCGCGGCCGUGCGAACGCCAGCACAGCGACGACCUCGCGGCAGCAGAGGGAUCGGUGCUGCGGGGUCCCAGCGAGGAGGUGGAGGCAAGGGAGCCGGGCGUCACACCCCGAGCGAAACGAACCCCGUCUGAGGGGGCCUACCCCAACCUGAGUCGCCUCUCCGUAGGCCCGAGGAGAAGAAGUAAGAAUGUCGCAUGGCCAGAGGUGAAAAGCGUCCCGCGAUCAGAACCGUGGACUCCCCCCCGCUUGCGCUCUUCUCGAGCCACCCUCUCCCUGGCUGACCUGCGGCACCGCGACGAGGAAGCGGUGGGGACCCCCACAGCCUCCCCGCCUUGGGCUACUCCCCCACGCCGAGCGGCCACGCGGGGGCAUCACUCACGCGACCACCUGCUCACCGGACCCUACAGCGGUACCAGCAGCACUGGAAGCCAAACAACAUUAGGUGUGGAUUACAAAAGUUUCCCUCCAGGAAGACCGUCUGGAAAAUUGUUUGAGAGUGACCAUCCCUGCCCGGGGUGUUCUUCAAAAGCCAGGACAUCAGAGAGACAUUGGGACAGCGGGACAAAGAGGCUACCUUGUCCCGUCUGCAAUGGUUCCGGGGUCUACAUUGAGUCGAGUAGCCACGAUGAAGAUGAUCUGGUGCUGGGAGACCUGAGGGAUGAGACUGAGCGCUCGCCUCAAUCGAGGAGGCAGCAGCACAGCAAUAUCAUUCCCGGGCUCUACUCGGGGUCCUACGUCUACCCAGCAUUCAGAUACGGCCUGCCCUCUGCGCUGUACGUGUCGCCAUAUCACUCCCGCUUCUACCUACCGGAAGCACCGCCCAGGAGUCGGGCGCGCCCACGCGGAGUCAGCGCCGGCCGGGCACGCAGCGAGGACAUCGGCGUGGUAAGGACGCGACGCCACAACUGUCAGCGUGAGUGUUGUUGGUGUGGUGUUGCAAUGAGGGUUUUUUGUUGGUGUCAUAACAGCUCCACACCACUUUGUGAGUUUCCGCAGGCGCAUUGGUCGUGUGUUGUCUUAACCGCUCCACGCAAGUGUUAGAAUUAUGGACAAUAGGUGACCACGUGACCCACAGGUGAGAGCGGAGUUUAGCGCUGCUUAUGUCCUGGGUAUGAAUUCAGGUUUCAGCCGCCUCUGAUUAAACCGGAUUCUCAAGUUAGUCGAUUGGUUUAAUUGCGGUCAACAUAACGCUACAAAAAAACAUUGCAAUAAAUCUGGCUAUGUGCUUUGUCGCUAAAUUCUAGCUCUGAAUAAAAAAAUGUCAGUGACUGGUGAACAUUUUCAAGUAGUGAGGGUGUUAAAGUGUUGCCCCCCAACUUGACUGUCUGGAACAGAGGUCACUUGAAGGGAUUUCAGACGGAGUGCUGUGAUCUACACAGGAUUUCGCUGCUCUGGAAAAUAUCUUGAUAAGCUGUCUAGUGACACAACACCAACAGCACAAUCGGGAUACAAUUUGAGGGAGACAUUCCAAACAAUAAUUAUUCGUGUUGUUGUUGUCGUAAUUGCUCCACGCCUUAGCCUACCUGUAAAAUGUCCAUGCGAGCAUUGUCAGUGUUUUUGUAACACUGUGGGGUGCUGUGUUCCCAAGUCCUUGCAGGGCUCCGAGCGGGAGCUAUGCAAGUCUCUGGACCGCGCGAUCAGGACGGCCGAGGGGAUGCGGCGCACAAGCCAGAGGAUGGUGGAGUUCCUCUCCAGGGAUAUCGCCCAUGUGCACACCGCACACCAGUUCCUCUUCCGCUGACACGGUGUGGUGUCGUGCGCUCCGUAACCACUGUCGGCGAACUCGCGCUGGAUACCGCGGUGGGCUUCUUCACACUCUUUGUGGUACAGUAUUACGGCAAGGCGUAGUGGCGCACGCCCGCGAUCAGGCACUUUGGGAGGUAAGGGUUGGUGGUGGAGCACGUAUAUUCGUUAAAUUCCCAUACCCGCAGAGCUGCGAUGUUGCUUAAGAGAUGGCAGUACUGGAAGCGGGUUUAUGAGCACAUCUGUGUGAACCUUAGUGUUAUUGCUUUGUGUGCCAGGUAUUCCUUUUUCCCUCCACAAAGCACUCUAUGAAAAUUGACAAAACAUCUCAUGAAAGUCUUGAGAAUUAGCGAGGCUUUCCUGGAUAAUUACAUUGUUACAACUUACAUUCCAAAGUAUUUGGUAAUGCUUGUUAAGACAGUCAUGUUGGGCCAAGGCCCAUUGAGACAUGCCUGUAACAGCAUUGUUAAGUGUUUUAUGACGAUUAGGUGCACAGCUUGUAUUACCAUAUGCUAUGUUAAAUUUCAAUAAGUGCAACACCCUUGCCAGAAAUAGGAUGAAAUGAAACGCCCCAUUUUUCCAGUUGCAAGACUAUUUAUUGUUAGGUAGUACUGCAAUGCAAACUAUUGCAGAGGUUUUAUAACUCUUAAUGGUUGUCAAUUUUAUAGCUCUUUAAAACCCAUCAACUCUCUGAACUAGUCAUUUAAACUUCUAAACAUAUGGACAGACCGAGCCACGCAACAACACCAUUUAAGUAUUAAAUUAUGGCAUCCGGUGCCUUCAUCAGUUCAAGAGUUGCAACGUUGCCCUUCAGCACAUUUUAUCCUGUGUAAUACAUUGAAUAAGACAAACACUUAAAGACAAUCAAAUGCUGCUUUAACUAUUCCAAUGCAUUGUUAUAGUAACAAUUGUUUUUACGGAUAUUUUAAAUACAGGGAUUGCAAAGACAAAAGUUUUGCACUUGAGGUUUUUUGUAAUGAAAAGUGUUUAAGGGUUUUUCUUCUAAAUUUGUUUCAUGUCAGGUGUUAUAUUUGAGAUUCAACAGCAUUUACCAAAUGUUUUAAAUUAUUGAAUUUGAUCAAAAUGUACAUGUACACUUUUUGACUUAUUGUAAUAAACUUUACGAUAUUU
Messenger RNA from Petromyzon marinus (sea lamprey), 7364 nucleotides. NCBI's taxonomy places the organism in Eukaryota, Metazoa, Chordata, Hyperoartia, Petromyzontiformes, Petromyzontidae. The record is from RefSeq and is a predicted model, not a curated record.